UCAAAACAAACAAACAAAAUCAAGCUGUACUAUUUUUUUUUUUAUAUUAAAUUUUAGAAAAUAAAAGUGAAAGGCUAAACAAGUGCGUUAAUAGGAAAUCAAACCAUCAACUUUUGAAAUGGUAAUUAAAGUCUUAUUUACUAAGUUAUACCUGCCCAGAAUUCAGAGUAUUUCUACUGAUCCUAUUUCCUCAUUUCAGCACACUUUGAUUCUAGUGUCUAUUUUCUUUCUGUACUUGAUAUCUCUAAAAAAGUUUCUAUCCCUAAAGUUCCCAAAUGCGGGCAUUCUAUAGGCUCUUUUAAAAGUUUAUUUCCACAUCUAAGCUAAUGUUGCAAAAAGGCCUGUACCAGUGGUAGCCGUUUUUUCCGGUUAAAAAAGUAGUGAGAGAGAUAGUCCUAUUGUUGGAUUAAAUUUAUUGCAAGUAGCGGAAGAAAUAUGCAAUGGAGACGGACCAACAAUUUAAUUAUAUAGAAAGCAGCAUCAGUGUGUUAUUGCGUAGGCUAAGAAUUGGAUCUAAUCCCUCCACCAGCCUAUAAAUUCUCAAGAAUUUCCCAUUGCUGAUGAAGUGAUGAUAUUAUAAGUGACAAGAACAGUGUUUUGAAAAGAUUUUACGACUCGUUUGGUCGGUCACUUGCACUUUCUCAAGCAAAGGGAAUCGCCCAAAAACGUAUUCUUCAACUUGUUUAAUCCCACUACCAUCACCUUGAGUAUAUAAGAAGCACUCAGAGCCCACAUUUUCACACCAUACCUUGACUUGGUCCUCUCUUAAACGGGAUCCUUGGUCUCUUUCUUACCAUAUUUCUUUGGCUUUCUUUGCAGUAUCUUCACCUACUUAUUCUCCUGUAUUUCAAAACUUUCCAUCCAAACUUCCUUUAUAUAAUGGCAUCAAGCUCUUUUAAAUCUUCAGGAAGUUCUAGCUCCUCAUGGACGCUUAAGCAAAACAAAAAAUUUGAGGACGCUCUGGUUUUAUAUCCCGAGGACACACCGGAUCGGUGGCAAAAGGUGGCCAGGGCAGUGGGUGGAAAAACAGCUGAGGAAGUAAAAAGGCAUUAUGAUAUCCUGUUGCAAGAUCUCAUGCAUAUAGAAUCUGGAAAAGUUCCUCUUCCUAACUACAAGCCCAUUGUUUCCAACGGUUCAGUGUAUGCUGAUGAGCAGAGGCUCAUGAAGAAUCUAAAGCUCCAAUAAGGCAAGGUUUAUACCAACGAUAUAAUAAGUGCUGUCGAAGCGUUGUUGUCGAUAAUUUCAAGAAUAUAGCUUGGUGUCAGUGUUUCUCUAGUUUCCCGCUCUGUUUGUCCUUUCUAGCAUAUAUUGCUAAACUAUUGUAACCUGUGAAGCGAACUAGACUAUUGUAUGUUGUAACCUGUUUGUUCAUGUACCCGAUUUUUCUGCUUUUGUGUACUUCUAUCAUUAAUGUUUCAUUCGCAU
Molecule: messenger RNA, 1425 nt
Organism: Benincasa hispida (wax gourd)
Lineage: Eukaryota; Viridiplantae; Streptophyta; Magnoliopsida; Cucurbitales; Cucurbitaceae
Product: protein RADIALIS-like 4
Molecular function (GO): DNA-binding transcription factor activity
Source: RefSeq, a predicted model, not a curated record